This is a messenger RNA of Trichosurus vulpecula (common brushtail), 2610 nucleotides long. RefSeq names its product transient receptor potential cation channel subfamily V member 4 (gene TRPV4). The record is from RefSeq and is a predicted model, not a curated record. Gene Ontology annotation, biological process: calcium ion import across plasma membrane; actin filament organization; osmosensory signaling pathway. Gene Ontology annotation, cellular component: membrane; cilium. NCBI's taxonomy places the organism in Eukaryota, Metazoa, Chordata, Mammalia, Diprotodontia, Phalangeridae. Gene Ontology annotation, molecular function: protein binding; calcium channel activity. Bases 1 to 2610 code for a protein of 869 amino acids. The transcript has 15 exons.
AUGAUGGAUCCUGAAGACCCUCCCAGAGCCAGCCCUGGGGAAGCGGGCGAGCCCCCUGGGGAUGAGAGCAGCCCUCCAGGAGAGACAUUUCCCCUGUCCUCCUUGGCCAAUCUGUUUGAAGGGGAGGAUGGCUCACCCUCGGUAGGAGGGGAGCCGAGCCGCAGUCCACCUGCCCAGGGGGAUGCCCGGCAGAACCUGCGCAUGAAAUUCCACGGGGCAUUCCGCAAGGGCAUGCCCAACCCCAUGGACCUGCUGGAGUCCACCAUUUACGAGUCCUCCGUCGUUCCUGGCCCCAAGAAGGCCCCCAUGGACUCUCUCUUUGACUAUGGGACCUAUCGGCACCACCCCAGCGACAACAACAAACGGCGCAGAAAGAAGAUUAUAGAGAAGGAGCCCCAGAGUGCCAAAGCCCCGGCUCCUGAUCCACCCCCCAUCCUCAAAGUCUUCAACCGACCCAUUCUUUUUGACAUUGUGUCCCGGGGAUCCACCGCUGACUUGGAUGGGCUACUCUCCUUCCUGCUUACCCAGAAGAAGCGCCUGACAGACGAGGAGUUCCGGGAACCUUCCACAGGGAAGACGUGUCUGCCUAAGGCCCUGUUGAACCUGAGUGGUGGACGCAAUGACACCAUCCCAAUCCUCCUGGACAUCGCUGAGCGCACUGGCAACAUGCGGGAGUUCAUUAACUCGCCCUUUCGAGACGUCUACUACCGAGGUCAGACUGCCCUGCACAUCGCCAUUGAACGCCGCUGCAAACACUACGUGGAGCUCCUGGUGGCCCAAGGUGCUGAUGUCCAUGCGCAGGCUCGAGGGCGCUUUUUCCAGCCCAAAGAUGAGGGGGGCUACUUCUACUUUGGUGAGCUGCCCUUGUCCCUGGCCGCCUGCACCAACCAGCCCCACAUUGUGAACUACCUGACCGAGAACCCUCACAAAAAGGCAGACAUGCGGCGCCAGGACUCUCGGGGUAACACGGUGCUGCACGCUCUGGUUGCGAUUGCUGACAACACGCGGGAGAACACCAAGUUCGUCACUAAGAUGUACGAUCUCUUGCUCAUCAAGUGUGCCAAACUCUUCUCCGAGAGCAACCUGGAGACUGUGAUCAAUAACGAUGGCCUUUCACCUCUGAUGAUGGCUGCCAAGACGGGCAAGAUUGGGAUUUUCCAGCACAUUAUCCGCCGGGAGGUGACGGAUGAGGAUGCGAGACAUCUGUCCCGCAAGUUUAAGGACUGGGCAUAUGGGCCUGUGUACUCGUCUCUCUAUGACUUGUCCUCACUAGACACCUGUGGGGAGGAGUCCUCAGUUCUGGAGAUCCUUGUAUAUAACAGCAAGAUUGAGAACCGCCAUGAGAUGCUGGCCGUGGAGCCAAUCAAUGAGCUGCUCCGGGAUAAGUGGCGAAAGUUUGGUGCUGUCUCCUUCUACAUCAGCGUAGUCUCUUAUCUGUGUGCCAUGAUCAUCUUUACCCUCACUGCCUACCACCAGCCCCUGGAGGGCACGCCCCCGUAUCCAUACCGCACAACCGUGGAUUACUUGCGGCUUGCCGGAGAGAUCAUCACCCUUUCCACUGGAGUCAUAUUCUUUCUUUCUAGUAUUAAAGAUCUUUUCAUGAAGAAGUGUCCAGGGGUGAAUUCUUUAUUCGUUGAUGGCUCUUUCCAGCUGCUCUACUUUAUUUACUCGGUGCUGGUGAUUGUCUCUGCCGGACUGUACCUGGCAGGGAUUGAAGCCUACCUGGCGGUCAUGGUCUUUGCCCUGGUCCUGGGUUGGAUGAACGCCCUCUACUUCACUCGGGGGCUGAAGCUGACGGGGACCUACAGCAUCAUGAUCCAGAAGAUCCUGUUCAAAGACCUUUUCCGUUUCCUGUUGGUCUAUCUCCUCUUCAUGAUUGGCUAUGCUUCAGCCCUGGUCUCACUGCUGAACCCAUGCAGCAACAUCUGCAAUGAGGACCACUCCAACUGCACGGUCCCCAGCUACCCAUCCUGCCGGGACAGCCAGACCUUCAGCACCUUCCUCCUGGACCUCUUCAAGCUGACCAUUGGCAUGGGCGAUCUGGAGAUGCUGAGCAGCGCCAAGUACCCUGUGGUCUUCAUCAUCCUGCUGGUCACUUACAUUAUCCUCACCUUCGUGUUGCUGCUGAACAUGUUGAUUGCCCUCAUGGGGGAGACGGUGGGCCAGGUGUCCAAGGAAAGCAAGCACAUCUGGAAGCUACAGUGGGCCACCACCAUCUUGGACAUUGAGCGUUCUUUCCCAGUGUUUGUGAGGAAGGCGUUCCGCUCUGGAGAGAUGGUCACGGUGGGCAAGAGCUCGGAUGGCACACCAGACCGGAGAUGGUGUUUCAGGGUUGAUGAAGUGAAUUGGUCUCACUGGAACCAAAAUCUGGGCAUCAUUAAUGAGGAUCCAGGCAAGAAUGAGACUUACCAGUACUACGGCUUCUCUCACACAGUGGGCCGCCUCCGCCGGGAUCGCUGGUCCACAGUGGUGCCCCGGGUUGUUGAGCUGAACAAGAAUGCCCACUCAGAGGAUGUGGUUGUGCCACUGGAUCAUGUGAGCCCUUCUACUGCCCCUGCUCAAAGACAGAGCUACCCCCAUCACUGGAGGACAGAAGAUGCCUCGCUUUAG